AAGGGCAGAGUGGUAAAACACUCCCGGGCAGUGGGGGGGAGUCGGAUUGCCUGUUGAGAAGCAGACCAGCCCACGUCAGAAAUAUAAAAAUAAAAAAUAAAACACUGACACUGUCGUAACUGGAAUACGAAUCUCAAUCUUGAACUCUUUAGGGUAGAAGUCGCCGUGUUGAACGUUGAACGUCGUCGUCAAGCAGCUCCUGGGAUCUAAACGGUUGCUACGCGAAUCCAGCUCCUUAAUGAUAAAGAAGACUUUCCUGUGGAACGGCAAAUAUUUUCCCAGCAACCAGCAUCCCUGUCCGAACCGAUCACUACUGCCUAGGAGGUUUUCACAGCACCCCGGAUAAGACAGCUCUCGACUGCAGACAUACUUGCAACUGUGAAGCAGCUAUGCAGCUUGAAAUCCAAGUAGCACUCAACUUCAUUAUAUCUUACCUGUACAACAAACUCCCUCGGCGUCGAGUGAACAUCUUUGGCGAGGAGCUGGAAAGGCAGUUGAAGAAGAAAUAUGAGGGCCACUGGUACCCCGACAAGCCAUACAAAGGGUCUGGGUUCAGGUGUAUACACGUGGGCGAGAAGGUGGAUCCGGUAGUGGAAGAAGCAGCCAAAGAGAGCGGGCUGGACAUCGAAGACGUCCGGAAUAACUUGCCUCAGGACCUCAGUGUGUGGAUCGACCCCUUUGAGGUGUCUUACCAGAUUGGGGAAAAGGGACCCGUCAAGGUGCUUUACGUGGAUGAUAACAACGAGAACGGGUCAGAGUUGGACAAGGAGAUCAGAAACAGUUUUAACCCAGACGCUCAGGUGUUCAUGCCAAUCAGCGAACCCGUGGGAGUCUCCUCCGAGUCCAGCUCGCCGUCGCCUCCUUUCGGCCAGUCUGCUUCGGUCAGCCCCUCGUUCAUGCCACGCUCCACUCAGCCUUUAACCUUCACCACAGCCACUUUUGCCGCCACCAAGUUCGGCUCCACCAAGAUGAAGAACAGCGGCCGCAGCAGCAGCAAGGUGGCGCGCACCUCUCCCACUAACCUGGGCCUGAAUGUGAACAACCUACUGAAGCAGAAAGCCAUCUCCACUUCCAUGCAUUCUCUCUAUGGCCUUGGCCUCGGAGGGCAGCAGCAGAAGCCUUCAGCGCUCUCCCCUGAUGCCAAGGAGUUUGUAUACCCCAACCUGCAGGGCCAGGGCAGCUCCACUGCGAUGUUCAACAGUGAGAAUCCCCUCAGCCUCAGCCUCAGCCCUCAGCAGUAUAACAAUGCCUUCGAUGUGUUUGCAGCCUACGGCAGCCUCAAUGACAAGUCUCUCAUGGAUGGUCUAAACUUCAGUCUGAGCAACAUGCAGUAUUCUAACCAGCAAUUCCAGCCAGUCAUGGCUAACUAAUGAAUACAGAAUGAAUUAUUUAUGAAUGAUUGUUGGCAAAAGAAGAAAAGGAAAAAAAAAUGACGCACACUAGUAAAGGACAUGAAAAGGAACUGUGGACAUGGAAACAAAAAUCCCUAUUAGUCACUGAAAAGCGCAUGUGCCCAAGGGUGUUGUCUUUCUGUGCCCCCUUGAGUUUGUUUCUACUAAGAGCUUGUUGUACAAACGUGUCCAAGCUUGGUUACUUUCAGUCAAAACACAUCAUUGUUUUCUUUUCCUAUUUUUGCCAACAAAGCACAAAAUAAUUUUUUACUAUGUUUUAAAGAAAAUACUUCUAAAAUAUUAAAAAAACAUAAGCUUCAAGUUCUGGCCUCUUACAGUAUUUUAAAGUUGGUUAAGACUUGGCUGAUUUUUAAGAAAUUGGCACUAACGAAUAUAUAUCUGGGGUUACUUGGUCUUUUUUCUAAUUGUAUAAUUUAAUUGAGUACAGAGUUUGUAAAGUAUCAGAGUAUAUAUAUUGUUUCUACGACAUGGUAUUGCAUUUAUAUCUUUUUACUACUCCAGUGAUCUGUGAUGGCUGCAGCAGCUUUAUGUUAUUAUAUAUUUUGUUUUUUAAUAAAAUUGUUGAGGAAAUCCAUCUUUAAAAUAGAUCAAAUAUUCUGAAGAUUGUGUACAGGAUAUUCUUUAGUGUCGGAAAUUCAGUGUAGGAAUAUUUGCUUUUUUUGAAACACAAAAGUUGUAUUUUCUGUUAAGAGUUAAAAAGAUUUUUGCUAUAUUAUGGACAAUGUAAUCGUAUAUAUAUUAAUUUUGUACCUACAUUGUGCAAUACUUGAUAAAAUACGGUAUAACAAAGUAUUUUGAGUCAGUGUCUUACAUGUCAAGAGGGACUGAAAUAGUUUAUAUUAAGUUUGUAUUAAAAUGCUUCAAAAUAUAUGCUUGUCUUUAUUUUUUUUUAUUUCAUAUUUGCACCCUGGCCUUUUUCAAUAAAAGCAACUUUAGUCGAAAA
Messenger RNA from Colossoma macropomum (tambaqui), 2355 nucleotides. It is a transcript of the gene tob1b, whose product is annotated as transducer of ERBB2, 1b. Gene Ontology annotation, biological process: regulation of gene expression. The transcript is spliced from 2 exons. The record is from RefSeq and is a predicted model, not a curated record. Bases 390 to 1370 code for a protein of 326 amino acids. Lineage: Eukaryota; Metazoa; Chordata; Actinopteri; Characiformes; Serrasalmidae. Gene Ontology annotation, molecular function: transcription corepressor activity. Gene Ontology annotation, cellular component: cytoplasm; nucleus.